GGUGCAGGGUGCAGGGUACAGGGUACAGGUCGGGUCUACAGGGGCCGAUCGCCGACUUGUUCGCUGUCUCACUCCUCCCUGCCAUCUGCACGUGGCACUCAGCUGAUCUCACCAGCCGGCUGGCACCGGUCUCUCCAACGGCGUGGAGUGUCUGCGGUCGUAUGCUCUUUUUUCACAGGAUUUCACACACCUCACCACCCACGACACCCUCUCUUCAACACAGACAGGCAUGACCACAGUCGCUGCUCCUGAGCCCGCCGUCUCACAUGCAUACCCAUGGCAUCGUAUUGGCACCGGGAGGCCCGUGCUUGAUCGAAACAUGAGUCGUAACAUCAAACCCUAACACAAAAAACGAUGGGUCUGACAAUUGCGCUACGGCGGGGGUCGUUGCGCACUCCGCAAGGUUCUCGUAACCAUCUACAUCCCCACAACCACGGACAAGCUGCCCAAAUAUGUCGUGUAUGUGGUGCUCGACGUAGUCAACCGGAAAAAAAACACCUGAACCUAUACCUGUCGGUUUUCUAUUUCUUGAAUCUCAGCUGGAGCGUACUACUUUGGUGUUUUGUUUUGUGCUUCUCGUUGCUCGGAAAUGUACCUUGUUUCGCCGUAGGAUGGCGGUCCUGGGCAUGACUGUUGUCCGGAGAAGUCUAGACCUGGGCCUUCACAAAAUACAUACGUACCUCUUCGCACCACAAACCUUUGAUUGAGAUGAUUGAAUCUCUACUUUGCUGCGGGUGUUGUCGUAUGAUGCUUGUAUCAUUUACUCUUCUUG
This is a messenger RNA of Ectocarpus siliculosus, 772 nucleotides long. Lineage: Eukaryota; Phaeophyceae; Ectocarpales; Ectocarpaceae. The record is from the annotation of a GenBank genome assembly.